This is a messenger RNA of Eremothecium gossypii ATCC 10895, 537 nucleotides long. Its product is annotated as AGL319Cp. The transcript has a single exon. The coding region runs from base 1 to 537 and encodes 178 amino acids. The record is from RefSeq and is marked provisional. Lineage: Eukaryota; Fungi; Ascomycota; Saccharomycetes; Saccharomycetales; Saccharomycetaceae.
AUGCACAGUGCUCUCGCAGCACGCCAACACAUGGACACCACGGAUCUCUACGCAGACUACGUGGACGCUACCGCCGCGCUUAUCCGCGCACUUGCAAGGCUCUACCUUGCCCAGCAGGGCUGCGUUGCGCCCGACCCGGCCCAGCUGGAGCACUACGUCCGACACCAGCUGGCAGCGGCCGCCAACGCCGCCACCACCCGCCUUUUGCCUGGAAACCCGCUGGCAGCCCAGCUACAGGCCCUACGAUCCGAGAGCUACCACGCAGAUGCUGAGAUCCGUGCACAGCUAGCCGCUCAGUGGCGCUUGCUGAAGGUUUUUGCUGACCAACGCGCGACCUACUGCGCGCUCGCAGAGGACACCGCCGUUAUAUAUGGCCAGCUUCGAGCACGCCACGCCGCACGCACCCGGCGCCCCGCACACCGCGCCCCCGCUACUGAGCGUUUACGCGAGCUACUCCUACUUCUCAUCCUCCAGGGCGGCUACCAUGGCACGCACCCCCGCGUGGACGCCUGGGUGCAGAGCUUGACGAUCACGUGA